This is a messenger RNA of Labeo rohita (rohu), 641 nucleotides long. RefSeq names its product LIM zinc-binding domain-containing Nebulette-like. Lineage: Eukaryota; Metazoa; Chordata; Actinopteri; Cypriniformes; Cyprinidae. Gene Ontology annotation, cellular component: focal adhesion. The coding region runs from base 170 to 532 and encodes 120 amino acids. The transcript has 4 exons. The record is from RefSeq and is a predicted model, not a curated record. Gene Ontology annotation, molecular function: actin filament binding.
ACAAACGCGCCCGCGCGCGCGCGCCGAAGGCAUCGAGACGUUGUUGAGGUGCAGUCGCGUGUGAUGUUCACUAGUGAGGGUCUGAACACCGCGCUCAUCCACUCCACACCGGCCCGUGAGCGCGGAUCUUCUGUUGACAUCUGAGGGGAUCAAAACCGCGGCGGUGAAGAUGAAUCCUCCGUGCGCGCGCUGCGGGAAAACCGUUUAUCCGACCGAGAAGAUCAGCUGCCUCGACAAGAACUGGCACAAAGGCUGUUUCCACUGUGAAGUGUGUAAGAUGACGCUGAACAUGAAGAACUACAAAGGCUACGACAAGAAACCCUACUGCAACGCUCACUAUCCCAAGACGUCAUUCACCAUCGUGACAGACACGCCGGAGAACCUGCGUCUGAAACAGCAGAGUGAAUUACAGAGUCAGGUGAAAUAUAAGCGAGACUUUGAGGAGAGUAAAGGCCGAGGCUUCAGUAUCGUCACAGACACGCCGGAGCUGCAGAGACUCAGAAAAACACAGGAACACAUCAGUAACGUAUGAUACACUGAUCAUUAUACCGUGGUAAAAACAUCUGCGUGUGUGUGUGUGUGUGUGAGAUAAAGAGAGUGUCUGAGGUGCUUUUGGUCUCUGAUAACAACCACACAACAUC